This is a messenger RNA of Rhodamnia argentea, 2074 nucleotides long. RefSeq names its product beta-glucosidase BoGH3B-like. Lineage: Eukaryota; Viridiplantae; Streptophyta; Magnoliopsida; Myrtales; Myrtaceae. The record is from RefSeq and is a predicted model, not a curated record. Gene Ontology annotation, molecular function: beta-glucosidase activity. The transcript is spliced from 9 exons. Gene Ontology annotation, biological process: glucan catabolic process. Bases 162 to 1991 code for a protein of 609 amino acids.
UUUCUCAGUCUCUUUGUCACGCUCUGCACUCCACUUCACCACCCAAUCCUCCCUUGCCAAACACGCCGAUCAUCAUCAUCAUCAUCCCUCGAAUUGGAUAGUGUCAGAGUCCUGUUUCUCGAUCGACUGGAUUCGCAGGGUUGGUUUGCUGGAGCUGAAAGAUGAGUUCAGUUGAGGAAGCGAAGUGCGUGUACAAGAACCCCGACGCGGCCGUUGAGGAUCGAAUCGCCGACUUGCUCUCUCGGAUGACCCUGACAGAGAAGGUCGGCCAGAUGACCCAAAUCGAGAGGCGCGUCGCCACUCCCUCCGUGCUCUCCGGCUUGUCCAUCGGGAGUAUACUUAGUGCUGGAGGCAGUGGGCCAUUUGAUCAAGCAUUGUCCUCCGAUUGGGCUGACAUGGUUGACGGAUUCCAAAAGGCGGCGCUAGAGUCCCGCCUGGGAAUACCGCUUAUUUACGGGAUUGAUGCGGUUCAUGGCAACAAUAGUAUAUACGGCGCCACGAUAUUCCCCCACAACAUUGGCCUUGGAGCCACUAGAGAUGCAGAGCUGGCUCGGAGGAUUGGGGUUGCAACAGCACUUGAAGUCAGAGCAAGUGGCAUUCCUUAUACUUUUUCUCCGUGUGUGGCUGUGCUGAAAGAUCCCAGAUGGGGAAGAUCUUAUGAGAGCUACAGUGAAGACACUGAUAUAGUUAGAAAGAUGACUGCUAUAGUAACAGGUUUGCAGGGCCAGCCCCCCGAAGGGCACCCGAAGGGCUAUCCUUUCAUAGCUGGAAGAAACAACGUUAUUGCGUGUGCCAAGCAUUUUGUUGGAGAUGGAGGAACUGAAAGAGGUGUAAAUGAGGGAAACACCACAACAUCUUAUGAAGAUCUAGAAAGGAUACAUAUGGCCCCCUAUCUGGAUUGUAUCUCCCAAGGUGUUUCCACAGUCAUGGCAUCCUACUCUAGCUGGAAUGGUCGCAGGCUGCAUUCUAACCAUUUUCUCCUUACAGAGGUUUUGAAAAAUAAGUUAGGUUUUCAGGGUUUUGUCAUUUCAGACUGGGAAGGACUUGACCGACUUAGUCAACCUCGCGGCUCAAACUACCGUCAGUGUAUUUCUCUCGCAGUUAAUGCUGGGAUUGACAUGAUUAUGGUGCCUUUUAGAUAUGAAAAGUUUGCAGAGGAUUUGAUGGCAUUGGCUGAAUCAGGGGAAGUAUCAAUGUCCAGAAUAGAUGAUGCCGUCCAACGGAUACUGAGAGUCAAGUUUGUAUCUGGUCUAUUUGAGCAUCCUUUUUCUGAUAGAUCAUUGCUCCAGAUUGUUGGUUGCAAGGCACAUAGAGAAUUAGCACGUGAAGCAGUUCGAAAGUCAUUGGUAUUGUUGAAGAAUGGGAAGGAUCCUAAUAAACCCUUUCUCCCAUUGGAUAAAAAUGCCAAGAAAAUUCUUGUUGCGGGAAGUCAUGCUGAUGAUUUAGGUUAUCAAUGUGGAGGGUGGACCGGCACUUGGCAUGGAAGCAGUGGCAGGAUCACAAUCGGUACGACUAUCUUAGAUGCAAUCAAGGAAGCAGUUGGAGGCGACACGGAAGUGAUUUACGAGCCAAAUCCAUCGCCUUCCACAUUAAUAAGUGGCGAUUACACUUUUGCUAUCGUUGCUGUUGGUGAAGGCCCUUAUGCAGAAACUCUUGGCGAUAAUGCCGAGCUCGUAAUCCCAUUCAAUGGAACGGACGUGAUAAGGUCGGUCACCGAGAGAAUACCUACACUCGUACUUAUCGUCUCUGGAAGACCCCUGGUUAUAGAACCACAGGUUUUGGAGAAGAUGGAUGCUCUUGUCGCCGCUUGGUUACCUGGAACCGAGGGAACGGGCAUUACGGAUGUGGUCUUCGGUGACUAUGAUUUCGAAGGUCAAUUACCCAUCUCGUGGCUUAGAACGGUUGAACAACUGCCCAUGGAUGCUAAAGCUAAUUCUUAUGAUCCCUUGUUCCCCUUGGGUUUCGGAUUGAAAGGCAAGAAAGAAGCCUGAUGACGAGGCAAUGCAAUGAGCAAUGAGUGAAUGACGAAGUUAAUGACUGAGGGAGAAGUAGCUGGUCCGGUUGAAAAAUGCCC